AUGUUCUACUUGAAACCUAUAUCACAAAAAAAUCUACAUCACAAACGAGAGAUUCAGCUGGGUUCCAGGGCGAAACCGGUCGCGGGCUGCCGGCGGAUUUUCAACAACCUUAUGAGUAGUACAUUACAACUAUAUACAUGUAUCGCGAUAUUUCAAAUAUCGUGGCGACUGAAACAUGAAAGGCCAUCUUGGGUUCAACAUGGAAAUAGACCUCACGCCAACCGAGAAUUCUCGUGGAAUACUCUAGGAGGACUAGACCAGCCUGAGUCCUUCCUGAACCCAUUGACUUGCGAAGAAACUAAGCUUGGAACGGAAACGCAGUUAGCAAGCUCGCUACGACUGAAACAUGAGGCGGCCUGGGGCAGCACAUUCAGUUGUCUGAGAACAUCACAAACGAGAGAUUCAGCUGGGUUCCAGGUGAGUCUCUCGAAAAACCAACUUAGUUUGCAAAUGAGUGUAUAUUCGCGUUUACUUCUUCUAUUUUGUUGA
Messenger RNA from Opisthorchis viverrini, 489 nucleotides. RefSeq lists its product as hypothetical. The coding region runs from base 1 to 489 and encodes 162 amino acids. Lineage: Eukaryota; Metazoa; Platyhelminthes; Trematoda; Opisthorchiida; Opisthorchiidae. The transcript is spliced from 4 exons. The record is from RefSeq and is a predicted model, not a curated record.